AUGACCUCAAAUGAAAAGAUGGAUAAUGAAGGCAUUAAAAAUAAAGGAAACUUAUCCCAUUUUACACUCGGUAACUGGGAAAAAUUACCGACUGAAGCAGACAACAACAACAAUGACGAAUGUCUGUGGAUUGAAGAAAAGUGCAGCUAUCGUCCUUUAUCAAGAGUAGAAACAGGUUCCUCCACAAAAAAAGACACUGACGUUCCAGACGCGCCGGUCGUUAAGAAAACAACGGAAAUCCGCGUUCAUUUGUGUCCACCCAAAACUUCUGUUCGUUUAAAAUCUCCGCCAUCAGUGAAUACAGUUGCACCCUUACAUAUUCUACCGCUUUCAAACGCCGGUGAAGUUUAUUUGAAAAAGGAAUGCUUUGGAAACGAGACUAGCCGUGAAAUUAGUGAUGAAGAAAAUGGCCGCAAACAUCGUAUGUCUAAAGUUGAUGAUAACACAUCUUGUUUGAUUGCGGACACGAUAGUUGGUUACGUCAGCAAGCAUAACAUUAGCGACAAUAGAAUUACACGUCUCGCUGCAAGGGAAGUGUCCAUAAAUCCAUCAAAAGACGACCUGAAUAUUGCAAGCAACUCUCCACGAAAGCCAGUAUUUUUAUCACCAUUGAAAGAUGAAGAGUGCAUAGCUGGAAAGCCGUUGACCUUAGGAUGUGAAGUAAUCGGUUGGCCGGAACCGAAGGUCUUUUGGAAAUUUGAUGGUCUCAGUUUGGACGGGCAGGAACAUUACGUAAGCGAGUACAACGGCCGUGUGGCCAUAUUACAGUUGCCCGAUCUCCACCCAUCUGAUGAGGGCACUUACACAUGUGUGGCCCAAAACAAGGCAGGUCAAGCUGAAACGAAGGCUAAUCUAACAGUAGAGAAGACGGACAAGAUUUCUUUAUCUGUUUCCUUCUCUCAAUCUACAAGUGAGCGUGGAAAAUAA
This is a messenger RNA of Acanthosepion pharaonis, 927 nucleotides long. The record is from the annotation of a GenBank genome assembly. Lineage: Eukaryota; Metazoa; Mollusca; Cephalopoda; Sepiida; Sepiidae.